AGUGGAGCGAUGACUCGUAUGGGAUAUCAACGCAAAUCCCUUGCCGGCCGUCGUCGUUUCGUUCAAAACUCAAGCCAUCGGUGGUGGGAUUUCCCCCCGCUUUUCUGAAUGAUAUUGGCAGCAAAGUCCUCCGCAUUUUCUGGAUUCUUCUCUAAUACAUAUUCCUCCCUUGAUCCUGUGGCACACCUUUGUAUAAGGGGAUUGUGCUGUUGUGGUCGGUCAGCCUGCCAUCUCCCUUGCGACAUUAUUUCUGUUGAAUUGUGAUCGUCGUCAUCAACAUGACUGGCACUUCAUCAGGAAAUGGUCUCGUCCGCCUUAAUGAUUUGGAGGCUGGCCGUUCCAAGGACAAUGAUGAUCUCGACAAUCACUUUGAUCCUGAUGCCGACCCUUCCGAUCCCUUUGACAUUUCUCAAACUAAGAAUGCUCCCCCCGAGACUCUCAAACGCUGGAGGCAAGCGGCACUUGUUCUAAAUGCUUCUCGUCGAUUUCGCUACACAUUGGACUUGAAAAAGGAAGGAGAAAAAGAGCAAAGAAAGAGGAUGAUAAGAGCUCAUGCGCAAGUCAUCAGAGCAGCAUUGCUUUUCAAAUUGGCUGGGGAAAAUGAAUUUGUGUCAGAUGCACCAGUUGCAUCACCAGUUGAUGGCGGUGAUUACGCAAUUGGACUAGAACAACUUGCAUCAAUGACCCGUGAUCAUAAGUUACCUGUACUUGAACAAUAUGGCGGAGUUAAAGGCUUGUCAGGUAUGUUGAGAACAAAUUUAGAGAAAGGAAUUAAUGAGGAUGAGGCUGAUUUGUCAAACCGGAGGAAUGCAUUUGGAUCAAAUACAUAUCCACGGAAAAAGGGUCGAAGUUUCUGGAUGUUCCUCUGGGAGGCGUGGCAGGAUUUGACCCUUAUUAUAUUGAUUAUAGCAGCCGCUGUGUCGCUGGGGUUGGGAAUAAAGACAGAGGGUUUGAAAGAAGGAUGGUAUGAUGGGGGUAGCAUUUUCUUUGCUGUUUUUAUUGUUAUACUUGUUACAGCUACUAGUGAUUAUCGUCAAUCUCUUCAAUUUCAAAAUCUAAAUGAGGAAAAGCGAAAUAUACAACUUGAGGUCAUCAGAGGAGGUAGAACUGUGAGGGUUUCAAUAUAUGAUCUUGUUGUUGGUGAUGUUGUCCCACUAAAUAUUGGUGAUCAGGUCCCCGCUGAUGGAGUUUUAAUCACUGGCCAUUCUCUAGCAAUUGAUGAAUCCAGCAUGACUGGAGAGAGCAAGAUCGUUCACAAGAAUAAAAAAGAACCAUUUCUAAUGUCUGGCUGCAAAGUUGCUGAUGGUUUUGGUACCAUGCUGGUGACUGGCGUUGGAAUAAAUACCGAGUGGGGACUAUUAAUGGCAAGUAUCUCCGAGGAUAAUGGUGAAGAGACCCCUUUGCAGGUACGGCUAAAUGGAGUUGCAACUUUUAUCGGCGUAGUUGGGCUUUCAGUAGCUGUUUUUGUGCUUGCUGUUCUUUUGGCAAGAUACUUCACUGGAAAUACUGAAGAUCCAGAUGGAACCACACAAUUUAUUAAAGGACGAACUAGUUUUGAUGACGCAUUUAAUGAUGUUGUUAAAAUUUUUACGAUUGCAGUUACAAUCGUUGUCGUUGCAGUGCCUGAAGGGCUUCCUUUGGCUGUUACCUUGACUCUUGCAUACUCGAUGCGGAAGAUGAUGGCGGAUAAAGCUUUGGUUCGUCGACUUUCAGCAUGUGAAACAAUGGGCUCUGCAACAACAAUUUGCAGUGAUAAGACUGGCACAUUGACUUUAAAUGAGAUGACUGUUGUUGAAGCUAUUGUUGGGAAAAAGAAGAUAAAUCCACCUGUAGAUUCUUCCCUGUUGCACCCAUCGGUCGUGUCUCUGUUGAGUGAAGGAGUUGCUCAGAAUAGCACAGGGAAUGUUUUUGUGCCUAAGGAUGGUGGUAAUGUUGAGAUUUCUGGAUCUCCUACAGAAAAAGCUAUCCUUUCUUGGGCAAUAAAAUUGGGGAUGGAAUUUGAUGCUAUCAGAUCAGAAUCCACUAUUCUUCAUGUUUUCCCUUUCAACUCUGAGAAAAAGCGUGGUGGUGUUGCAGUACUACAGUCUGAUUCUGAAGUUCAUAUACACUGGAAGGGAGCAGCUGAGAUGGUUUUGGCCGCAUGUUCUGGAUAUCUUGAUUCAAACGGUUGCCUUCAAUCCAUGAAUGAAGACAAGGAAUUUUUUGAGGCUGCUAUUGAUGAAAUGGCUGCAAGUAGCCUGCGCUGCGUUUCCCUUGCAUACAGAUCGUAUGAACAGGAAAAAGUUCCUAGUGAUGAAGAGAGUUGUAAUGAUUGGGUCUUACCUGAAGAUAACCUUGUUUUGCUUGCAAUUGUUGGUAUUAAGGAUCCUUGUCGCCAAGGUGUUAAAGAUGCUGUGAAAAUAUGUAUGGAUGCUGGUGUUAAGGUACGUAUGGUCACCGGAGAUAAUAUCCGAACAGCCAAAGCAAUAGCUUUGGAGUGUGGGAUACUUAGUUCUGCACAAGAUGUUACUGAGCCUACCAUCAUUGAAGGAAGGGUAUUCCGAGAUUUAUCUGAAAAAGAAAGAGAACAAAUGGCUCAGAAAAUAACGGUAAUGGGGAGAUCUUCUCCAAAUGACAAGCUUUUGCUCGUUCAAGCCUUGCGUAAGGGAGGGGAUGUUGUGGCUGUGACUGGAGAUGGUACCAAUGAUGCUCCUGCACUUCACGAGGCAGAUAUAGGUCUGUCUAUGGGCAUUCUAGGGACAGAAGUCGCAAAAGAAAGUUCAGAUAUAAUUAUAUUGGAUGAUGAUUUUGCUUCAGUUGUGAAGGUUGUUCGCUGGGGUCGUUCUGUUUAUGCCAAUAUUCAGAAGUUUAUACAAUUCCAGCUUACUGUGAAUGUUGCAGCACUUGUAAUCAAUGUCGUGGCAGCAGUAUCCUCCGGUGAUGUUCCUUUAAAUUCAGUGCAGUUACUAUGGGUUAACCUGAUCAUGGAUACUCUUGGAGCACUUGCAUUGGCCACUGAGCCUCCAACAGACAACCUUAUGCAUAGGACCCCGGUUGGCCGAAGAGAACCUCUAAUUACAAACAUCAUGUGGAGGAACUUACUCAUACAGGCUUUAUAUCAAGUUACUGUUCUCCUCGUGCUCAACUUCUCAGGCUUGACCAUUCUUGGUUUGAAGGAUGAUGGUGACAAGGCUCAUGCUCAUGAAGUGAAGAAUUCUUUGAUAUUCAAUGCUUUUGUCAUGUGUCAAAUAUUCAAUGAGUUCAAUGCUAGAAAGCCUGAAGAAAUCAAUUGCUUCAAAGGAGUGACUAAAAACUACCUAUUUAUGGGAAUAGUUGGAUUUACUCUCAUACUUCAGAUAAUCAUCAUCGAGUUCCUUGGAAAAUUUACCUCGACAGUACGACUCGAUUGGCAGCUGUGGCUUGUAUCCGUUGGCAUCGGCAUUAUCAGCUGGCCUCUUGCAAUCGUGGGGAAGCUGAUUCCAGUUCCGAAGACUCCGGCUUCGGCAUUCUUCGUAAAGCCAUUUCGACAAUGCAGAAGGGCCAGGGAUGAUGCAUGAAUGGGGUAUUUCUGCAAUAAGUAAAAAUUUGCUAUCAAAUCAAAGAAUUUUCCAAAUGUGUAUAUAGAAAGAGGCGGGCGGUUGCUUAAAUCCUUUUUCUACACAAAAGGCAACAAUUAUGCUUGGCUGAGUCAAACUAAAUUUAUGUAUUUUAGAAGGCUUUGGUGAAACUGAAACCUCAAGGAUUUGCUUCA
Molecule: messenger RNA, 3730 nt
Organism: Hibiscus syriacus
Lineage: Eukaryota; Viridiplantae; Streptophyta; Magnoliopsida; Malvales; Malvaceae
Product: calcium-transporting ATPase 9, plasma membrane-type-like
Exons: 35
Coding region: 279-3536 (1085 amino acids)
Biological process (GO): calcium ion transmembrane transport
Cellular component (GO): membrane; intracellular membrane-bounded organelle
Molecular function (GO): ATP binding; calmodulin binding; ATP hydrolysis activity
Source: RefSeq, a predicted model, not a curated record